UAUAUGCUCGAAAUGUAUCAAAUGCCUCGUAGUCUUGACAAAUGCAGCAUCGUACUUAGCCGCAGCGCAGCGUCGUCGUCCUCGUGAUAUGUGACAAUUUCUUGGCGACGCGGCAGAAACAUGAGUGCGCGCACGCGGUGCCAUCAAUACUCGUUGCAUCAAGGUCGAGAAGACGCAAAACAGUUCCGUGUGCUUCUUUUUACCCGAAAAUGAGUGAUUGACGCAAUUCGAGCGAAUUACAGACGUAAUUUGAAGAAAAAAACCAAAGACUAUCUAGUUAGCAAAAAUGAAGUUCAAAAUCGAUCGGCCGUUCAAGUAUACCUUUUCCGGUGUAUCGACGGUGGUGCUCGGUAUUUUGGUCGGAUGGGUCUUCUUUCCGAUGCUUUUGGAGCAACAAACACACGCACAAGUUAACUUGAAAGAGGGCGGAGAGAUGAGGGAUAUUUGGAGCAAAUUUCCAUUUCCCCUUGAGUUCAAAGUUUUUUUAUUUAACAUAACAAAUCCCGACGAGAUCGAGAACGGAGAAAAACCAAGAGUGCAGCAAGUCGGACCCUACUUUUUCGAAGAGUGGCAGGAAAAAGUCGAUCUGGCCGAUCGCGAGGAAGACGACUCGGUCGAGUACGCCCUGAAGAACAAAUGGAUCUUCGUGCCGGAGAAAAGCGAGGGACUGACUGGAAACGAAGAAUUAGUUCUGCCUCACUUGUUCAUACUGAGCCUGGCCAUGACCGUCUCUCGAACGAUGCCAAAGUCCAUGGCAUUAGCUAAUAAAGCGAUCGACAGCAUUUUCAAGCAUCCGACCUCGUUGUUUCAAAAAAUGACGGCUAUGGAUUUUCUGUUCGACGGCCUGCCCGUCGACUGCACGGUGGAGGAUUUCGCCGGGACUGCGGUCUGCAGCCGCGUCAAAGAACAGGCCGAGGGCACUCUCCGGCCGGAUGGUACCGAUAGGUACAGAUUUUCGCUGUUGGGAGCGAGAAACGAUACAGCGGUGAAAAAACGAGUUCGCGUGAAGCGCGGCAUCGAGGUCGUGAACGAGAUCGGCCUGGUAACCGAGUGGGAUGGAAAGCCGAGUAUAGCCAAGUGGAACGAUACGUACUGCGACGCUUUGAACGGCACCGAUGGCACGAUAUUUCACCCUCAGCUCUUCGAGACCGAGAACUUGGUGAGCUUCUCGCCGGAGCUCUGUCGCAGUCUGUCGGCUACUUUUGAGGAAAAAUCCUCGGUCGAAGGUGUGCCAACGAAUCGGUACGGUAUAUUUUUAGGCGAUCCGAAUACGGAUCCUUCCCAAAGAUGUUACUGUCCUUCUCCGGAUAAUUGUCUCAAAGCCGGAGUCAUGGAUCUUUUCAAGUGCACAGAAGUUCCCCUGGUCGCUUCUCACCCUCAUUUCUAUCUCGCUGAUCCGGAAUAUCUGCAAAUGGUCGAUGGUCUCGAUCCAUCCAAGGAUGAGCAUGCAGUAAUCGUUGACUUCGAGCCAAUCACUGGAACUCCUUUGAACGCGAGAAAACGUUUGCAGUAUAACAUGAUGGUACACAAAGUCGAUAAAUUACGCCUCAUGCAUAAUUUCUCCGAAGCUCUAUUGCCGCUGUUCUGGGUGGAAGAAGCGGUAGUGCUGCCGGAAGACUUGAUGGCCAAAAUCAAGAUGGCACUUUUGUUUCUGACCGUAUCUGCCUAUCUGCUUUGGAUACAGAUUAUCGUUGGCCUGUGCUUAACGGCAUUCGGCGGUUAUCUCUAUUACAAGGCUCGUCGCACUUCUCAUAGCUUUACCAUAAAUAAAAAGAGAAAACACAAGUCGGGUGGCACCGAAAGAAACUAUACGUUUUGAAUAAUAAAAAUCACGUUCACAGGGCCCGUAAAGUUUUGAUUUCUUAUUUUAGAAUAAUAGAAGAAUUUUUACUAGCCAGCUUGUACAUAGCAAUUACGAUACAUUACAUCGCGACAACGAAGUAAAGAAUACGUUGUACAACUUUUUAUGAAUAAAAGA
This is a messenger RNA of Trichogramma pretiosum, 1978 nucleotides long. RefSeq names its product sensory neuron membrane protein 1-like. Gene Ontology annotation, molecular function: scavenger receptor activity. The coding region runs from base 287 to 1819 and encodes 510 amino acids. Gene Ontology annotation, cellular component: cytoplasm; membrane. Lineage: Eukaryota; Metazoa; Arthropoda; Insecta; Hymenoptera; Trichogrammatidae. The record is from RefSeq and is a predicted model, not a curated record. The transcript has 8 exons.